UCCUGCGGGGGGUUCGAGGGCGUCACGGAUGCCCUCGCCAUAACUGCCAAGACCGAUCCUGAUGAAAGCUGCCGCUCAAUGAAGGCCCUUAUUCUUGUGGGGGGAUACGGAACGCGGCUAAGGCCGCUCACUCUGUCCGUCCCCAAGCCUUUGAUCAACUUCUGCAACCGAUCGAUUGUGGAGUAUCAGAUUGCCUCCUUCAAAAAAGUUGGCGUGAAGCACCUGAUCUUGGCCGUCGCCUACCAGCCAGAGGCUCUCAUGGAGGCUUUGCGCGAUCUAGAGAAGAAGUAUGCACUGAAGAUAAGCUGCUCUAAGGAAGACGACCCUCUGGGGACGGCAGGGCCUGUUCGUCUUGCAGAGAAACUCCUGAGAGAUGAAGAUGCGGAAAAAAGUUCACCCCAGCCUUCCGCGGGCGGGAGGCGCUUCCUCGAUAUCAAGACAGACACGGACUGUUUCUUCGUGUGCAACAGCGAUAUCAUUUGCUCUUUUCCCCUGGAGGAAAUGUGGAAGUUCCACAAGAAGACAGGGGCAGAAGCGACCAUCCUG
Molecule: messenger RNA, 546 nt
Organism: Cyclospora cayetanensis
Lineage: Eukaryota; Apicomplexa; Conoidasida; Eucoccidiorida; Eimeriidae
Product: mannose-1-phosphate guanyltransferase beta-like
Exons: 4
Biological process (GO): biosynthetic process
Cellular component (GO): cytoplasm
Molecular function (GO): nucleotidyltransferase activity
Source: RefSeq, a predicted model, not a curated record